Molecule: messenger RNA, 737 nt
Organism: Ostrinia furnacalis (Asian corn borer)
Lineage: Eukaryota; Metazoa; Arthropoda; Insecta; Lepidoptera; Crambidae
Gene: mRpS11
Product: mitochondrial ribosomal protein S11
Exons: 4
Coding region: 111-686 (191 amino acids)
Biological process (GO): translation
Cellular component (GO): ribosome
Molecular function (GO): structural constituent of ribosome
Source: RefSeq, a predicted model, not a curated record
ACUGACAGUCUGGCUGUCAGUGACAUUUUUAGGUUAUAUUUACAGGAACUUGAGUAAUCGUCUGAAUAAAACGAAAUAAAAAGUUAUUUUCAAUACAUAAAGCAUUUAAAAUGCUCAGCGCUAUCAGAAGUAGCAUACGAGCUCCAUUCGUAAGUGUGGGACGGCUGUUUCACACAACACCAGCACAGUCGAAGGAGAAGUUUGAUCACAAGCGAAUUCCUCAGGACGAUGAAGGAGUUCAGGGGGAGAAACUCAUUGACCUCGAUUCUGUGCUCAAAGCGAAACAAAGCUUAUUCCCAACAGCAGAGUCCGACGAUUUGUUAUUUGACGGUACACCGUACAAGCAGCUCCCGAUCUGCAACAUUCGAGUGAGCCACAACAACACAAUAUUCACUCUGACUGACUCAAAUGGAGCUGUAAAGGUCCUCAAAUCUUGCGGUAUGGAAGGGUUUAAGAACACCAAAAAGGGUACCAAUAUUGCAGCACAGACCACUGCUAUCAGUAUAGCUACGAAAGCUAUAAGUAGAGGAAUCAAAACAGUAAGGGUCAAAGUGAGAGGAUUGGGACCUGGGAGAUUGGCUGCUGUAAAAGGAUUGCAAAUGGGUGGUUUAGACAUAGUGUCUGUGACAGAUAGUACUCCAGUCUCAUGGAACCCCCCAAGACCUAGGAAGGCCAGGAGACUUUAAUCAUUUAUCUUUAAUUCAUUUACACCAUGUACAUUUUAGUUCAGUUAAAUU